UUCACAUAGAAUCAAAAUAAAUGUUUUUUUAAAGUGUGUUUUGGUGUUAGUUUCAUAUGAAUUAGUAGAAUUUUUAUUCCAAAUGUAUAACAUAUAUUGUGAUCAUGAAUAACAAUACUGAGUCUACAUCAAAUAGUAUCAAAUUUGCGCCAAUGCCUAUGUCGGCAUUACUGGCCAAUUUGAUGCCAUUACAGAAUCAAUCUGUUACUCCAGAUUCAAGUUUUACUACUGACGACAGCGAUGAUUCAAUAAGUGAAUCCGUUGCUCCUAAGAAAUGUCAAUUUACAAUAAAAUCUUCCACUCCUCAAGUUACGGCGAACAAAGAAAAUAACUUCCGAGCCUUUGCAUCCGAAAGAAAAAUAACAAAAAAUGACGAUAGUAAAGAAUGUAAUUCCCAAAAUAAAGUUAAGAAUCAGACAUUCUCAGGUAAAGAUUUUAAUCUAUUGCAUGAGGAUCGAAAAUUUACGAAUAAAAACGUAUAUAAUGAAUCCGAGGUAAAAAAGCCCAUUGUUUUGAAGCCCCAGGAUACCAACGUAAAGAUACAGAAUAAUAAAUCCAAUUCAGCCCAUAAAAAAACUCCUGUGAAAACAAAAGUGUCUAAUACCUGUCAAAAAACAGCAACGCCAAAAAUCAAAGCUGGUAUAAGGAAAUUCACGCCAGGCUCGGCAAGACAGAGCCAGAAGAAGACGCCGCAACAGACGGUGAUUCAGAACAGAGAUAAAGUGAGGUGCGAGUUGUUCAGACAUAAUCAGAAGAAGGAAGACCCGCUUCCACCUCCCAAGCCAGCUCCUGCUCCAGUAGUCAUGGUGCCGGUACCAGAAACUCCUCUGAACAGAAAACCCAUGCCUGCUUCCUAUGCUGCCACACCAUCAUAUCCACAGGGUGUGAUUGGAAAUAAUUCCAAAAUACUGUUUAAAACUACGUGCAUAAAAGAUAAAAAAUAUAUGUUUAUUAAGAAACUUGGCACGGGUGGGUCCAGUGAAGUGUAUAAGGUGUUAGAAGUAGGAACAUCCAGUGAAUAUGCUGUAAAAUGUGUCCACUUGGCUAUAGAUCAGGAGUUAGCUCAGGGCUAUAUCAAUGAGGUCCGAUUGCUGAGAGAGCUGCAGAACUCGGACAGAGUCAUCAGGCUCUAUGAUUAUGAGUACGACCGACAGAAUCAGUUCCUCCGUAUGGUGUUGGAGGUUGGUGAAACGGAUCUCUCGUCGUUCCUCCGCGCGCGCGGCUCCGGUCUGCCGCCCGCGCUCGUCCUACACUACUGGGAGGAGAUGCUUCACGCUGUACAUUAUAUACAUGAACAUGGAGUAAUUCACGCGGACCUGAAGCCCGCAAAUUUUUUGUUGGUGUGCGGGCGGUUGAAGUUGAUCGACUUUGGGAUAGCGUCCGCUAUCAGCAGCGACGCGACGAGCGUGGUCCGCGCGCAGGCUGCCGGCACCUACUCCUACAUCAGUCCCGAGGCACUCAUGGGCGGCGCCGGCGGGUACGGGGGCAGCGAAAAUAUUAAGAUCUCUUUCCGGUCGGACGUGUGGUCGCUGGGGUGUAUCUUGUAUAGUAUGGUGUAUGGCCGCACGCCGUUCGGUCACAUUCCUAACCUCGCCAAGCUGACCGCCAUCCUCGACCCCAACCACCGCAUCGACUACCCGCCAGCAGAACAUCUGCCGCAGUCUUUAAUUUCUACCCUGAAGUGGUGUCUCACGUACAACGCGCGGUCCCGUCCGUCCGUGCGCGAGCUGCUGUCCGUCCGACACCUGCAACCGGCGCAGGCUCCGCUGCCGGACUCGUUGCUCCAGCGCCUGAGACAGCACGUGACUCCCGAGGAGUACUCCCUGCUGCAGCGGGCUCAGAUAUGACACAACUGACCAGUGUAAUAAACUCAAUGGACCCGAGGAGUGUAAAUCUCGCCCCUUGACCUGUAUAUAGACUAGCACGGUCUAGUUGUAUAGAUGAAGCGUUAGGCUAAUGUAAAUAUUAAAUUACAAACCGAUGUGUUCCUACCGGAAGUGUUAUGACUCGACAACUUAACAUUCAUUGGGGAAGUGUUAAUAAGGUUCGAACAAAAAUAAUAAUGUAUCUCGUGCAUCGUCUGGGUCGGAAUAACGAGUCUGAUCGCAUAUUUUGUCAAUAUUCUCUUUUUUUAAAUACAUUAAAUACGAACGAGUUUGAAAUGUUAAGUACAUUACAACUAUGAUUUCCCUCAUAAUGCUGUAAAAAAUAAUGUUUUAGUAACAAAUGUAUUGAUUUGGGUUAAAAUAUAUAUGAAAGGAAAGACUUGUGAUUGGGGAAUAAAUAUAUUUAUUAAAAUGCUUUUAAAAAUACAAUAAGAUUUAUUAUAUUGACUCUCAGAAUAAUGUUAAGCGAACAGUUAGUGUAAAGUUAAGCUUACGAUAAAUAAUCAUUAGCUCACAAAAUGUAUGAAAUAAAAUGCAAUAUCCACAUUAAACUAGGUCUCUGUGAAAUGUGUAUUUUAUUAGAAAUCCGUUAAGACCGGGAGCUUCGUAUUCCUCUGCUUGAUUCAGAGGAAAGGAAUUCAUACCCAUUGCAUUAACUCAUUUACCAGUUGGUAAAAACACUUGGCUACGCUUCACGUAGAUGUACGUUUAGGUAAAUCCAAGGACACGUUACACUUGAACGUCCAACGUAACGCCGGCCGUGCAUUCGGAAGUAGCACAACAGCAAACAGUUUCUAAUAAAACA
This is a messenger RNA of Danaus plexippus (monarch butterfly), 2691 nucleotides long. RefSeq names its product dual specificity protein kinase Ttk-like (gene Mps1). The coding region runs from base 105 to 1847 and encodes 580 amino acids. Gene Ontology annotation, biological process: mitotic spindle assembly checkpoint signaling; peptidyl-serine phosphorylation; meiotic spindle assembly checkpoint signaling. The transcript has 6 exons. The record is from RefSeq and is a predicted model, not a curated record. Lineage: Eukaryota; Metazoa; Arthropoda; Insecta; Lepidoptera; Nymphalidae. Gene Ontology annotation, cellular component: spindle; kinetochore; nucleus. Gene Ontology annotation, molecular function: protein serine/threonine kinase activity; protein serine/threonine/tyrosine kinase activity; ATP binding.